AAAAAACAGUGUAAAUAAAAAGCUUUGUUUAUUUUAAUUCUCCGAAAAGUAUAAUUUAAAAAACAUGAAUAAAUAAUCAAUAAUUAAAAAAAGUAAAGUUAUGCAAAGGUAUUUUCGGAUAGUUUACGCCAACUACUACCACUUUGGUUUGCGCCCACUGCGCAACGUUUACCAACACGGCAAAAAUAUGUAAACAAAAAUCUAUACAUAGUGCGGAAAGAAGGCAUCUAUUGACCCCAAAUACGACGACAACGACGACAUUAGCGCCACCCUCUCCCUACAAACUGUAGUUUUUGUGUCAAGCAAACACACAGAUACGCAUACAAAUGCAGAGCAAUUGACGCCCCCCUCGAACGUAGACCAACAAAACAGCAACGUUCCGAUUCGUCAUCGAUUUAAGGCAAAAAGCCAAACAAUGGAGUGGAGGUGCAAUGAAAAUUAACGAAACUCUUUCAAUUGAAAGUGUACAAAAAUAGUCAAUAAAUUGUUUUCGUAACUGCAAGAAAAUGCGCAUUUCGUAAGCAAUAGCGCAAACAAGGCAAAAUAAACAAAUAACAACUUAAAAAGAAUUUCGUUUUACAAUUGUGGACCUAAGACAACCUUGAGGGCAGCUACAUACACAAAAACACACGCACACUUACAGAUCAAUUGCAGCAGCAGCAGCGGAACAAUGGAUGAUAAUCUAAGCACCAAAUCAUCGGAGUCUUCGAUAACAACCAGUGGGGAAUAUGAAAUUGUCACCGACAGCAAUGUGGCCACACCAUUGGAGCAAGUGGCGCCCUCUACAGUCGCCGUCACUGAUGCAGUUGCUGUAGACGAAAAGGUAACUGAAUCGUUAACUGCACUUUCCCUAUCGCCAGUGGGAGGCGCUGGCGGCGAUCGUUCGCCUACCUUGGAUAUGGCAAACAAUCGCAACCUGAGCGAUAUGAAGCACGAAAUGACAGAUGCACUGCGAGACUUGGAGUUGGAGCGCAAUGGCCUGGCAGCAACAGCAGCGACAACGGCAGCAGCAACCAUCGCUGUCGCCGAUAAGACGCGUCACCAACAGCAACCGAGAUCACAACCACAGCAGCAGCAACAACAACUACAACAAAAACAACAGCAGCAGCAACAGAAAUCAUUGACUUUGCCAUUAGCUGGGAGAAAAACACAAGCGGAAGCAACCGCAGGCGACAACGACAUGCGCUUUAAAUGUAAUUUAUUCUCACCGAAAGCUUGUGAUGAAUCCGAGGACGCGUCGAACUCGGAGCACAAUCGUGUGGGUCAGUCGGUGUUCUACGAUUGCAUCGAUGCUAGUCCAGCUUGUAUUGAGGAGAAACAAGACGCCAUGAAGCCCGAGAAGUGCGACACUACCGACGAGGAAGUUUCAGAGAUUGAUCAGGGCUGCACCAUCUUUGCUGGCGUCACCUAUUUGGGCGCUGCAAACAUCAAUGCGCCCAAAUCGGAAACAGAUGUCUAUCGCAUCAUGAGCGAACUCAAUAGCGGCUCCAAGUCGGUGGGACUUAAGAUUACGGUCAGCAUACCCAACUGCUCUGAUGGUCUUGUAGUCCUACACGAUGCCGAAAGCAAUACCAUUAUCGCUACCUAUGAGAUCUCGAGCAUUAUAUUGUAUUAUCGCGGACCCGUCGAUACCGCUGAGAAUGGAUGCUUCGCCUUCACAUGGCUGCAUGGAGAUGCGCUGUUUCAGUGCCAUGUAUUCCGUUGCCACAUUCCGGAAGCGGUGAAUCAAGUGAGCGCCUGCUUCCAGAAGGCAUUCCAGACAUAUGCGCCCAGCAUGAGCUGCAGCCUCACUUCGGCUGUCGAUAUGGUCAACUCCGUGACGUCGGAUGUCAGUGGAAAUCCCCUGAAUACCGCUGGCUAUGAGUUCAUUGUCUCACUGGAGAUACGCGAAAAAGUAGCGAAGAAUUCGUAUGCAGCUGUACCGCGUGAUCGUGGCUGCUUCAAACUGCGCGCAAAUACAGACAAAGAAGUGUGCAUCACUGUCAAGCAGACAGCCUCGAAUGUGCUCCAACCACUUUAUAUUGAACGCUGCUUUGGCGUGCUCGUUGCCCCAGGUAAGCUGGUGGUGCAGAAGGAUAUGCACCUCAUUGAUAUGCUAAACAUGGGCUAUGUAACGACACCAAGCGGUGGCAACGAGCCGGAUAAUGUGAGUGCCUGCCUGAAUGCAUACGCCAUACGCGCUGAAUGGAAAGCACAGGAGAAGGCCUUUGAGCAGUUGAAUCUGGAAACGUCCAAAACCAAUCUGACGGUGGCCGUUGACAUUGUUAUGCGCGGCAUUCAGGAGCCGGUGCGCUUUGUCAUCGAAACCCCGGUUACGAUUCAAUCAGCCAGCGAUAUGCGUAUUAUGGAUCAUUUUAUGUCCAAGCGUCCGAUGACAUUGCGCUUCUACUUGCAUCUUAAGCGCACCGAUGAGCUCAACUGGAAGGUGAACAGCAUUGAUCCAUCCGAAGAGAUCAUCGAACAGGCAAGCGGUCAACAUGGAAGCUCGUCGCUGCUGAAAUUGGGCAUGAAUAAUUUAUCGCGCAUUGUGCGCAGCUCGUCCAUAGCCUCCAUUGAGGAUGAUUGCCCCACAGACUACAGCAGCGAUGGCGACGAACCGCUGCUCAGCGGCACCGGUGAAGUGUCCAAGGAUUGUUCGCAAGAUACGCUCGAUGAAUGGGAUCCCAUUUUACGCGAAUGGGACAGCGAGAAGCGGCCCAAGAAUCUGGCGCCAUUGGUGCGCCUGGGUGUGCCUGAAGCAUUGCGCGAGAAGAUCUGGCAAAAGUUGGCCAAUGUGGAGGGCAAGGUGGAAAUGAAUGACAUGUACAAGAUUCUCAUCACCAAAGAAACCAAAUGCGAGACAGUCAUACAGCGCGAUAUUCAUCGCACGUUUCCGGCGCACAAAUGUUUUAAAGAGAGCGGCGGCUCUGGUCAGGAUGCCCUGUUCAAGGUGUCCAAAGCGUAUGCCGUCCAUGACAGCGAGGUUGGCUAUUGCCAGGGCCUCAGUUUCAUAGCAGCCAGCUUGCUGUUACAUAUGCCCGAGGAGGAUGCUUUCUGCGUGCUGGUCUCGUUGAUGUAUGAUUACGGACUGCGUGAUUUGUACAAGGCUGGCUUCGAGGUUCUCUAUCUGCGCCUCUAUCAACUGGAACGCCUCAUCAAGGAUCAGCUCCCCAAGUUGCAUGAACAUUUCACGGCAUGUGGCAUUGAGACGCACAUGUACGCCUCCCAGUGGUUCCUAACGCUCUACACGGCUCGUUUUCCGCUCUGCUUUGUAUUCCACGUACUGGACGUAUUCCUGCUCGACGGUUUGCCUGUACUAUUCCAGGUGGCUGUGACAUUGCUGUCCAUUUGUGAGGCGGACUUGCGUCAACUGGAUUUCGAAGGCAUACUCAAGUAUUUCAGGGUGACACUGCCCAAAAAGUGUCGCAGCUCAAGUCAAGCACGCAAAGUCAUGAAGCAAGCGUGUGAGCGUAAAAUUAAGAAACUCAAGCAGUACGAAGAAGAGUUUCUGCUCAAGAAACAGCACAAAGAGCGUCUGGAGAAGGAGGCCCAAAUCUAUGAGAGUCGCUUUGGCGAAGAGCGACGUAAAUUGCAGUCCGAGAUUGAUUCACUCACACAACAACUGACGGCGGCAAAUGAGCGUGCCGUGGAGAAGGAAAUGAAGCACACAAGUAUCAAACAGGAAUAUAAACAAAUCAUACAGCGACAGGAGCAGGACAUGAACACGCUCAACGAGACGCUGGGCAAGGUGAUGCACACGGUUUCGAAAUGCGCGCACUGCUUGCAACAGAUUGACGUGGGCAACGACAAUGCAAAGCAGCACCCGGCAGCAGCUGCCAAUCGUCUGUCGCAGCCACUAGGCACUGCUAAUGAGGCGCCACUUGGUCCCCUAGAUCCACUCAAUGCAGCAGCUCAACGCAUACGCGAACUGGAGCUGGAACUGGCCCAGGCCAAGCUGGCGCAAGUGGAAGCCGAGUGCAAGAAUCAAGAUCUGAAUCAUCAGCUGAACAAUACCAUGAGUGAGCUGCAAACUAAUCGCAAUAGCUGGCAGCCCUGGCUCUCGAAGACCUUCAAUUCGCUGCAGGAAAAGGUCACCACACGGGCAGCUGGCUCACAGCGUGGUGAUCACACAGGCGCCACAUUCCAAUCCUACAUGGGACAGCCGCCGGCGACGAUGAGUGAGGCGAGUUCGCCCAGCGCCAAUCAGGAGUACAAAACCUUUGCAUUUGCUUCGGUUGGUGGCUCGCCGAAAUUACCAACAAAAUUCCAGGCCACCAAAUUGCGCAACAGCAUCGACAGUCUGCGCAACAUUGUUGUGCCGCUGGAGCAGGUCGCAGCGCGUCGAGAAACUUAGAGAGGAAUCGCUUAGCGAAUCGCAUGAGCAACAUAUAGUCGUACUAUGUAGGCCAGAUCUGGCUAGCAGGCAGUCCUACGCCUUUGGUAUUAUAUAUCGUAUUCGU
Molecule: messenger RNA, 4439 nt
Organism: Drosophila sulfurigaster albostrigata
Lineage: Eukaryota; Metazoa; Arthropoda; Insecta; Diptera; Drosophilidae
Gene: GAPcenA
Product: rab GTPase-activating protein 1-like
Exons: 9
Coding region: 671-4333 (1220 amino acids)
Source: RefSeq, a predicted model, not a curated record